UCCGAUUUCCCGCCAAACUGUGUCUGGGGUUACUCUUCCCGCUGGUGGUGCUGUCAGGAAAAACCCCUGAAGUUCAUGGAGGCUUUUGACCCCGCCGAGCUGCCCGAGCUGCUCAAGCUUUACUACCGGAGGCUCUUUCCCUACUCCCAGUACUAUCGCUGGCUCAAUUAUGGCGGAGUGGUAAAGAAUUAUUUUCAGCACCGGGAGUUUUCAUUCACAUUGAAAGAUGAUAUAUACAUUCGCUACCAGUCUUUCAACAACCAAAGUGAGAUGGAAAAGGAAAUACAGAAAAUGAAUCCAUACAAAAUUGAUAUUGGAGCAGUGUAUUCCCACAGACCCAUUCAACAUAAUACAGUGAAGCUAGGGGCUUUUCAGGCUCAGGAAAAAGAGUUGGUGUUUGACAUUGACAUGACAGACUAUGAUGAUGUGAGGAGGUGCUGUAGUUCUGCAGAUAUAUGUUCUAAAUGCUGGACCCUUAUGACAAUGGCUAUCCACAUCAUAGACAGAGCUCUAAAAGAGGAUUUUGGAUUUAAGCAUUGCCUCUGGAUAUAUUCUGGAAGGAGAGGUGUUCAUUGCUGGGUGUGUGAUGAAACAGUUAGAAAAUUAUCCUCAGCAGUACGUUCUGGGAUAGUAGAAUAUCUAAGUCUUGUCAAGGGAGGAGAAGAUAUGAAAAAGAAGGUUCAUCUGAGUUCAAAGAUUCAUCCUUUCAUCAGAAAAUCAAUAAACAUAGUAGAAAAAUAUUUUGAAGAAUAUGCCCUGCUUGGUCAAGAUAUUCUUGAAAAUAAAGAGAACUGGAAUAAAAUUCUAAUGCUUGUUCCUGAAUCUCUUCAUGCUGAGCUUCAGCAAGGAUUCCAGAAGUUUCAUAAUUCUGUCCAGCGCUGGGAACAUUUGAAACAAGUAGUGAACAAAUAUCGGUCUGUCAGAAAUGAGAAAUUUGGACAGCACAUAGAUUGGGAAAUCAUGCUACAAUACUGUUUUCCUCGAUUGGAUAUUAAUGUUAGCAAAGGAAUCAAUCAUUUAUUGAAGAGUCCAUUCAGCGUUCAUCCUAAAACAGGACGUAUUUCUGUUCCUAUUGAUUUGCAGAAAGUGGAUCAGUUUGACCCAUUCACCGUUCCCACCAUAAGCCAGAUCUGCCACGAAUUAGAUAUGGUCUCCAGUAAUGAAGAUGAUGGGGACAAAGAGAAUGAAGCUGAACCUGAUACCAAGCGUCGCACUAGAGAUUAUAAGAAGACCAGUCUGGCUCCCUAUGUGAGAAGUUUUGAACAAUUUUUGGAAGAACUAGAUAAAUCCAGAAAAGGAGAACUUCUGAGGAAGAGUGAUGCACAAGGAGAUUUCUGAAGACUACGGCUCCUUUUAUACCAAAGUGAAUUUCUCUGACCUUCAGCCAAUCGUUCAUUGUAUCCAACUAUGUAAUAAUAUGCUGGACUAUACACAAUAUAAUUAUUGCAUCAUAGUUUACAAAUGUUAACAGCAGUUUGUAUUGAAAAGGUUCCUAAUACCAUUAAAAAUGUAUUCACAAGUAUAAGACAGUACCUGAUAGAAGAGAAUUUGGUGAUAGAUUUAAUAUCAUUUUCAAAGUAGAUUCUUUUUUUGGAGAAGAGGAAUCAGAUUUUCAAAGAUUGCCAUUCGUUAGCUUUCUGACAUAAUUUGUUUACAACAAAGUAGAUACUUUUGGGGGGGGGGGGGGGGACAAAAGUUUUUGCUUUUGUUACCAAAAAAUAUUUUAAAGGCAACUGAGUAAUAAUAUAUUCAAGAUCCUAAUUUUAAUUCACUGGAAACAGUGAAGAGAUUUUCCUGGUAAAGGAAGUUUAUCCUUAAGUGUCAGCUAGUUAAGUUUAUUGACUUCGUGUAUGUUCUGAGUCACAUCAGAGCUUUUCUGAGUUUCAGCUGCUCGGCCAUUCAUAGUCCCAGUUCUCAGCCUUCAUAAUUAAUUUUAAAAUAGCACACAGAGCUUUUUUAACUUUUUUCCCUUUUUGAAGUUUUUAUAUACAUGAGCCUUUCCAUACAGAACAUAGAGUAUUGCAUGUGAAACUGAAUCUCCAUUUCAUACUGCUUUUUUAAAUAAUAAAUCUGACAUGUUACUUUUCAAACUUGCUUAUCUAUACUUCCUUCUCUUCUAUGCAUUUUUUGUUUGUUUGUUUUUUGGUUUUUUGUUUUUUUGCUGAGGCAAUUGUGACUUGCCCAGGGUCACACUUAACAGAACUGUUAAGUAUCUGAGGCCAGAUUUGAACUCAGGUCUUCCUGAUUUCAGGGCUGAUGCUUUAUUCAUUAUACCAACUAGCUGACCCCACUUCUAUGCAUUUAUCUGGCAUCAUUGUUUCUAAUCUUUCUCCCCAACCCUCACUUUCCAUUCCUCUGUUAAAAACUGGAAAAAAUUUGUAACAUUUAAGUUAAACAAAAUGAAUCCACAUAGUGGCCAAGUCCACAAAUGUAUUAUCUCUUUCUGUUCCUUGAGUCCAUCACUUCUUUGUCAGGAUGUAGGUAACAUGCCUCACCUCUGGAGAUACAGUUAGUCAUUGCAUUGAUCAGAAUUCUUAAAUUUACCUUUCUAGGUUUUUCUUGUCUCUUAGUUUUUAUUUCAGUAUCUUUUCUUCAGAAAUGCUUUAAAGUUUUCUAUUCCAUUUCAUCUUUUAAAAUUUAGCCUUGCUAUUUUAACACUAUUGAUACUAAGUAUUCUUCAAGACUGUUUCCAAAGAAACUAUUUGUAACUACUUCUUGUACCCGUGUUCUCAAAAUUCUUAAAAUUAAGGAAACAUCUAGAAAUAAAUACUGGCUAACCUUA
This is a messenger RNA of Antechinus flavipes (yellow-footed antechinus), 2782 nucleotides long. It is a transcript of the gene PRIM1, whose product is annotated as DNA primase subunit 1. The record is from RefSeq and is a predicted model, not a curated record. Lineage: Eukaryota; Metazoa; Chordata; Mammalia; Dasyuromorphia; Dasyuridae. Gene Ontology annotation, cellular component: alpha DNA polymerase:primase complex. Gene Ontology annotation, biological process: DNA replication, synthesis of primer. Bases 76 to 1338 code for a protein of 420 amino acids. The transcript is spliced from 13 exons.